AUGGCGCUGGCCCUCAUCCUGGAGCCCCGACCCUCCCUGUCACUUCACCCCAGCCAGGGGGUGUCCACUGUCACCCUGAGCUGCCAUCUGUCCCGGCCAGCUACCUGGGUCUGGCUGUACCAGGAUGGAGGUUGGACAUAUAACAAUUACAAGGAGAAGGAGAAUAACACUGCUGAGUUCUUCGUUAAGUCAACGUGGGAACACGCAGGGAUGUAUCGGUGCCAGUACCGGGCGUUGAUGCUAUUCAGGACAUCAGAGACAUGUGACUCCCGUGGAGCUGGUGGUGACAGGACUGUUCUCACAGAGCAACAUCCCAUUUCUAUCCUCCCCCCACAUGCAGAUCACAGUUAUCCCUCUCCUGGCAUUUCCCUCGGCCCUGAUGAACUCAUGGGCACAGGGACAAAAUUGAUAGUCCACGUGGAGAUGGGGACCAAUGUCACCAUUCAGUGCUGGAACACGGGCUGUAGGGGAGCCAUCCUUCUACACAAACAUGGGCACUCAGCCCCUGUCCAGCAUCAGGACUACAAUGGUGUGGGCACGGCCACCUUCAGCCUAUUUGCGGUGACCCUGAGUGACGCUGGCAGCUAUGGAUGCUCCUAUCGCCCCAAGCCCUUCCCUUUUGUGUCCUCAGCCCUUGGGGACAGCGUGACACUGGAGGUGACACCCACAGCUGCACCCUCAGGUAGGCCAGAGCCCGCCAUGGUUGUGCUCCUAGUGUCAUCUGGUGUCACUGCAUCCCAUGGCCACGGAGAUGGUGGUCAAGGAUGGGGACACCCGAACACCCGGACCCCGCAGGCGCUGAAAGGAAUUCCUGUGGGAACCUGGUGCUGUCGGUGAUGAGGGGCUGCGCUGCUGCCUUUGUCUUCAUCCUCGGCCUCUACUUUGUCCUCAAUGCCCGCAGACUCAUGGUGUGGUGAGAUGAGAGUUCUGAUGAGGAAGUGGUUCCAUGCCUUUGAUCCCCCACAGAUGCCCUUGGUGUCCUUCUCCUCUCUGUGUGUCCCUCAGGGCCUUCCAUCACCCACCCUUCUCCCCUGCCCUCUGAAUGCAGAUUCCCCUGCAGAAAGCUUGAGGUCCUGCAGCUCCAGGUCAGGGUCUGUGUCAGAGGAUCCCAAAUCCCAUUGCGCACCUUGGGGCCACUGCGAAGCCCACCAAGGAACCCCAUUAAAAUCCCAUUGGAACUCCACGAGACCCCUCCUAUGGCUUCACCUAACUUUAUGUGUGCUCCCUACAUCCAGUCCACGUGGAACCCAAAAUCUACACCACCCUCUUGGACACGCCCACGCAUAUCUGUUCCAUAGAUUCUCCCAUGCAUCUUGUGGACAGAGCUGGUGACAUUCCCCUGUCCCCUGUGUCCCCAGGUGCUCCUUGGUGAAAGCGAGGGUCUGAACUCUGCUGAGCUGUGACCUCCGACCCACCAUGGUCCCCCACCACCUCCCAGCCUCCUGCUAUCAAUGCUGAGGUGGGCACUGGGGCACCUCACUGAUGCCUCCCCUAUCCGGGUGCCUCACUAUGGCCAGACCCCACAUUCCUCUUCAGGGCAACUUGAUGCUGAGUUCCUCUCCUCAGUCUCCAUGCCCACAAAACCCAGUAGCCCAAAUCUAAUGCCCCCAAGUCCUCACUGAAUGUACUCCAAAUGAUUUCAAUCCCAGCAAAACCUAAAUGCACCAAACUCUGCUGCCCACCCUCCGUUCUGCUUUUAGCAUCAGUUGGUAGGUGAAGAACAACUGCUUUGUGCAAAUCUGUGAAGAAAUAUAUAAACGUAAAUAUACACAUUUCUGAAUUUCUGAACCUAGAGGUGUAUUUACACCUCAAGAGGAGCAACCUGUGGCACCUACUGACGAGUUAAGGGGAAAGGCUGCAGCACGCGUGUACCUAUAUUCAACAUGGGAAAUUAAAAGAUGCAAAGCCCAGAUAAGAAGCCCAGCGAGCGCCAUUUCCUGGCACCGGAUGCAGACACCAGUGGGUUGGUCACAAAGCAAGAAGUUGCCCUGGGAUUUGUCAUUUUGGGGACAGUCUUGUGAACUUGUGAUCUAUGGAUGGGGAAAAUAGUAACGUGGAUUUCAGGCAUUCUGAGAGUGGUUUUUCCUCCUGUUGAGAAGCACGAUGGUGAGUGUUGUUUUGGGUGCUGGCUGCUCAUUGCAAGCUUGGUUUGGGGGCUUCUUGUUUCAAUGUUUUCCCCAGGAAACACCAGCAGUGUUGGUUGUGUUAUGGGCUGAUCCUGGUUUGUAGUGGGGACAGAAGGAAGGAAGGGAUGGGGAAGAAGGAAGCCAGCAAAUGUCCAGAGGUGGAAUGGAUUUGCAUCAAACAAUUAGCCCUCAUCAGGAAACCCUGAUGUGAGGAAUUGGAAGUUGAAUCUGAAAUGGUGAUAAUGCACCCUGGACCCUGGUGGGAUGAGGUCUACACAGACCCACGUGCUACCAACAUUCAUCUGCUCUACACUGGGACCACUUCACAAGGUCUGGAGUCUGUGAAGCUCCCAGCCCACGCUCGUGAGGACCUGCAGACCCUCCACCACCUCCACAAGAACACAUGGAGGGGAUGUCCUUCUUCCUGUGCCCAUCCAACCUCCAGCAGGAGCCCAGCCCACGUGUGCCUGACGCCAUCACCUCCUUCUACCAGCUCCUUCCUCACUGGGAACCAGUGCACCAGCCCUGCACGCUGUCCCCCAUAGGACGCCAAACACAGGACAUGGCUCCAAUGGAAAUGUCCCACAUGGGAUGUCACACAAGGUCCCCAACACGUCCAGCCAGCUGUCACCACGCACUUUGGGUACCACACUGUGUCCCCACUGUGCUUUCCUCUGCCAUCCCCACCGGGGACAGCAGCAGGGACCUUUGGGGACACAGUGACACCCACACAGACAUUUGUCACAUGCUAAGGACACACACGUGUGCAUUAUUUUGUACGCGGAUCAGUGUGCACACAUGGUGUCACACACACGCAGAGGCAGAGCACUAAGCAUGUAGUACACGUGUGUACAGCUCCUGUGCGUGUGCACACACAUGUCAUACACAUGAACAGAUGCAGUGGCACACGUGUUGAGGCAGACAUAUGGGUGUGCACACGUGUGCUGUGAUACGUGGAUUCCUGGUGGCCUUGGGGUGGCUGGGCACAGAUCUGAGGUCCCACAGGUCUGGUGGUUUGGUUUUGGGGUGGAUUGCAAAGAGUUUUGGUUUCCAGAGGAAUGGUGGGUUGUAUUUUGGGGCAGGACUGGGAAGGUUGGAGGGAUCCCUCAGGAAUGAGGAGUUCCUUUGGGGAGAUGGAGAAGAACUCUGGUCCCAAGGCCUGGUUAUGGGGCGGUGCUCAGUGCUGUGAGCAGCGGAAAGACGCAGCUGUGUGCAGGGAUUGGGGAACAGGGCUCAAAAGUGCUGAGAAAAUCAUCCGUUUUGGGGUUGAUGGGAGAUCCGUUUUUUGUCACCAUAAACACAGGAGCUGUGAGUUUUCGGAUGGAAUGGAGAGCGCUGCAGCCGGGCAUUGAGCUCAGAACUGUGGCCGUGUGUCUCUCCCAGACUCCGUGAGCCCUCUCUGAGCAGAGAGAUACAGCCAUCGCUCCACAUCUGCCUCAUCCAUGGCACGGCCCUUUGGGGCACGGACGUCUGUGACAAACUAUUGCCAAGGACGGAGCACAAGAGGAGGGAAAUGUUAUCAGAACUCCCUGACAGACUCCUGAGAGCUCACUAACAACUGCAGCUGCUUCCACUGAGCCAGACUGAUGGGUUUGUUUCACAAAAACAAGGGCAAGCACCUCACUAGUUUUAUGGGUUU
This is a messenger RNA of Meleagris gallopavo (turkey), 3765 nucleotides long. The record is from RefSeq and is a predicted model, not a curated record. NCBI's taxonomy places the organism in Eukaryota, Metazoa, Chordata, Aves, Galliformes, Phasianidae.